AGCCACAUUAACCAGGCUUACAGUGACCGAGGAACCCUUGUUCAGAUUUUCUGCUCACUAUUUUCUUUGUAGAAGUAGUAAUAUGUGGUGUUUUUUGAGGUAGACCUAUUUGGGAUACACUUUUACGCGCUAAACUUGAGAGUGGAUAUCAAUAUAGAGGGUUGAGGGUUUAGUGUUUGGCUUUUCAUUCCCCCCUUAACUUUUCUUCACGGUCAACGCCGCCGUUAUGUUCUCAAUCUUGUACGGAUUUUUAUGUUUUUGUUUGCUGGGCUGUGGGCCACUAGCGAGCGGCCAGCCGGACGAUGGAAAGCGUUAUAUCUGCCGGGCAAUACCCCUCAGCGGCGAUGCCAGUUGCCCUGUGACAUUAUUACCGGAGCUCAACGCUGGGAGCCAGGAAGAGGAGCUCAGAAAUACUGUCAUGCAGCUACGAGAGACAAUUUUACAGCAGAAAGAAAAUAUUUCCAAACAGCAGGGCACCAUCAACGAGCUAACCACCAAGCUUUCCCUCUGCGCCUCAGCCACCGACGAUAAGAAGUAUGACAAGGGUUCAUGGGGUAAAGAAAAGCAAAAUACCAUGGGGGAUGUUCCCAGAGAUCCAAAUGACAGCAUCGACAGUCUUGGAAAAACCAUGCAAGGGCUCAAGGACCGGUUGGAGAACCUUGAGCAACAGCAGACACGGGCCAACAUUUCCGGAGCCGCGUUCCCUACUGAGCUCCGCAACCUGCUGCAGCGCCGGCUUGGGGAGCUGGAGAAACAGCUCCUGAAGAAAGUCAGCAACCUGGAGGAGGAGAAGACCAUGCUGUCCAAUGCCACAGCCGCCUACAGGCUGAAGACUGAGAGCACGCUGAACGCCCUGGUGGAGAGGAUCAGUGAGCUGGAGAAAGGGGGAGGAGAUUUCAAGUCCCCAGAGCAGUUCAAGCUUUCCCUCCCCCAACGGACCAACUACCUGUACGGCCGUUUCACCAAGACACUGCCAGAGAUGUACGCCUUCACACUCUGCAUGUGGAUCAAGUCCAGCGCCAGUCCUGGCAUAGGGACGCCCUUCUCUUAUGGUGUACCAGGCCAAGCGAAUGAGAUUGUGCUGAUCGAAUGGGGCAAUAACCCAAUAGAGCUGCUCAUCAACGACAAGGUAGCCCAGCUGCCUUUAGAGGUACGUGAUGGAAGGUGGCACCACAUCUGCAUCUCAUGGACGACACGGGACGGCCAAUGGGAGGCCUACCAAGAUGGAGAGAAGCUGGGAACUGGCGACAGCCUGGCGGCUUGGCAUCCCAUCAAACCCGGCGGAGUCAUCAUCCUGGGACAGGAGCAGGACGUGAUGGGCGGCCGCUUUGAUGCCGGACAGGCUUUCGUGGGCGAGCUGAGUCAGGUGAACAUUUGGGACCGCAUUCUGAAGCCGGUCGAGGUCCAGUCUAUGGCUAACUGCAGUUCUUAUAUCCCUGGGAAUGUGAUCUCCUGGCUAGCAAGCAAUGUUGAAGUGUUCGGGAGGGGAGCAUUCAAGCGGCCCUUGGAGAUGUGUCAGGAGCGACUGCCCAACGCUUAAACCUCGUCUGUCUGCCUCUCUUUAGAUUAGCUGGUGUUUCCAUCCAUUCAGCAUUUUUUUAUUGUCUGCUCUUACCAUUGGGCAGUUUAUGGAUGUUAAUUUUAUACAUUGAUGUGUAACAAUUGUGUUUUAUCUGCUAUGCACAGAAAGAUAUUUCAGAUGUGUGACCCAGGUGGGAUCUCUCAAAAUUAAAUGUGUGCACUCACGUGAUAGAUCUGUACCUGUGACCCACAAAAGUUCAAUUUGUUAUGUGCAGGCCGAACACUAUCAUUGACUGGUGGAUGUUUCAUUUCUCGUGGCAAUCAGAGAGCCACGUACCAACAUUUCUGUCUUUCCCAUUAUUAAGGUACUUCAGUCUGUCACACCCACCUCCAUGGUAAAAGGUCCCCUCAGACAUUGAUGCUAAGACAUAGAAUACCCCAUUCCCACACACACUUCCCUCCACACUCAAAAACUUUGAAAAAAUGAAAUAAUUAGGAAAAAUCCACUCAAGCCACAGGCACACACGUGUACUGCUACUACUGCAAACACACUGAGGUGCAGACAUAGCUGACAGUUUGGCACUGACAUGUGAGUUGGUGUUGCGUGCUGUGUGGGAGUGAGUAGCAGGAAAGAUUAAAGGUCUGGCUACUGUUAUGUCUGUUCCGUAACCAGGGAAUGGGCUUAGAGCCAACAUCAGUCAAACCUCUGAUCUUCAAAUGCUGGGUCAUUUUUAAGAGGAAUGUAACUGGAGAAGUGACACUUUAUCUGUUACGUGGUAUUUUCUGGUAGUGAGAGCAUGGACUUAUACUUCUGUUGAUUUAGUUUUCCAGCUUACGCAGUAGUUAGUGAAAAUGGCACCUUGUUGGAAAGCUUUAUUCUUGGCAUGAAUAACUGAUACCAGUGAUACUAGUGACUCUAUCACAGUGCUUUUUUUCCAUGCCUUUUUCACUUGAACAAAACCUGUUUAGAUGGUGAAUCAUAUUGAAAAUAUAUUCAUAGCUUCAGUGUUGUGAAAUAUUUUUACUUGUGAUUUGUAAUAUUGUUGCAGUGUAUUGUCUAACUGAGCAUUCAACAGAAGGUUAAAACUAUCAGAACUUUCAAGAAUAUAUUUUGAAUGUUUUUGUUAGUUUGUUGUUCUAUAUGCAGUGUAAUUUCCCAUUAUUUAGUGUCUCUGUCCAGAAAAGUUUAAUAUUUUUCAUGUAAGCUCAUGUUUAAGGCAUUGUGCAUCUUGUCUUGUGGCCUUCUUAUGGAGACUUAAGUGCCAAUAAAUGUUUCCUAAGUGUAUCCUAAAUUAUUUACUUUGCCAACAAAUGAAAAUGUGAAAAUAAAGGAAAAUCACUGCAAUAUGAA
Micropterus dolomieu (smallmouth bass) is the source of this 2872-nucleotide messenger RNA. RefSeq names its product neuronal pentraxin IIb (gene nptx2b). The record is from RefSeq and is a predicted model, not a curated record. NCBI's taxonomy places the organism in Eukaryota, Metazoa, Chordata, Actinopteri, Centrarchiformes, Centrarchidae. The coding region runs from base 227 to 1540 and encodes 437 amino acids. The transcript has 5 exons.